Molecule: messenger RNA, 3113 nt
Organism: Mycena citricolor
Lineage: Eukaryota; Fungi; Basidiomycota; Agaricomycetes; Agaricales; Mycenaceae
Source: the annotation of a GenBank genome assembly
GACGUGACUGAUUGUUGGACGCGCAACUAAGUAAUUGGCUGGCCGCGUAUAGCGUAUUGGAUUUCGGAUAGGAUGGGGUGAUAGCCCAACUCACCCUCCGCGAUGCAGUGAUAGGCACUCGUAAGCACAACCCCGCUUUUCCUCGUCCAAAACGCUUUAAAGUCCCCGCACGAAGCUGCAUCUCGCUCAAUGCGAUAUCCCAUCUUCGUACUACUCGUCGCACUGACGUCUGCGGCUACAGGCGCGGUUGCGCGUCCUGUCCCGGCACCGAUGGCGGACGAGGAGGAGAUCUCGUGCGAGCGCAAGCGCCGGGACGUCUCCGUGGACAGCGUGAACCAAGGAUGGACGGUUGAUGGGGACAACAACGGUUGGAGCGUUGACGGGGACAACUACGGCUGGACAAUCAACGGCGGAGGAGUCGUCGUGUCUGGCGGCGGAGACGGAGGCGGAGGUGGCGGCGACGGCGGAGGGUUUGGAGGCGGCGACGGCGGAGGUGAUGGCGGGGGUGAUGGGGGAGGUGGCGGCGGAGGUGGCGGCUGCUAGUAACAUGGCUCGGGCCUCAUUCCCCUGGAAAUUUCUCGCGAGUGGUGAACUUCCUUUCACGUCUCUGAGGCUAUCACCCAGAAUCUUGCUGUAACGCAUCCGCAGAGAGAUAUGAAUCAUCCGAGAUUGACUGAUUCGCCAAGCUGUCGCCGACCGCACUAAAUUUCUUGAGUACGAGGGUACCGCUGUUCUAUGCGUACUUAAUCCGCGUCCUGGUCCACUCUCUCCAGGUACUGCGCUCAAUUUCCUGAACACCCCCGUCUCAAAUGCAGUUCACACGUCUCCUCGCUCUGGCAGCCCCAGUCGCACUCGGACUCGCUGCCGCAGUGCCGCGCCAGAACACGGAGAACAUAAGCCUCCACGAAGAGAGAACCGAUCGAAGCCCGGCUACUUGCUGUCGAUGGAUACAACAGCGGAUGGUCUAUCGAGGGGAACAACGACGGCUGGGUCGUGGAAGGGAACAACAACGGCUGGUCUAUCGGCCGCAAAUAGAUACUGAGGGAAUACAUCAUUGAAACUUUCCGAAUGACUGGUAUAAUCAAUGCAUGAGAUCACAAUGUCAAACGGGGAGAGAUUCUCCGUUCGCACAAUACGACUCGAUGCCUUGCUGGCAUCAUGGACUGCAUCGAACGUGUGGAGCCGAUCAGAAUGCCAAAAUCUUCGUCAUCUCAUUCAUCGCAGACUGAGGCACGAGAAAAUAAAUCAGUCCGUGUUGAAGCGAACAACGAACACCGGCUGGUUGUCCUUCGAGCCACCCGCCAACAGCCCCUAUCUGCCUUUGAACGCACAGCCACCUGUCGUGAAUUCGAUCAGAAGGAUUACUCAAUUUGGCCACGAGGCGUCGAGUUUGGGAAUAUGCCAACUUAGCACAGGAUAAGCAAUAGACUUGCCGCUAUUCGCGCGCCGCGGACAUGCUUUCACGCCCCGGUUUUCGCCAGCGUUACACUGCAGCAUAUCCGGCCCUGACUAAUAUCUUGUUUCUCCCUCCUGCGUCGUCUAGCCGGCCGCCAUCAUCUCUAUACCCGGGUUGUUCGUGGAGACGACGUCAUCUGCGCGUAACCUAGGGGACUGGGGAGAUUUCACAGCAGAGCCCAUCGAUACAUAACCGGACGAGGGAACAUUUUUGCUCGUUGUCUUCCCCUCCUACAGCCAUGGCCAUGACCCAGCGCCCACCGCGCAACUGCGACUACGAGCCGCUCCGCGCGUCCGUUUUGGACGUAUUCGAGCAGCUGGGCGCUUUCGACGACGACAGCGGCAUCGUGGAGUGGAUCUUUCCAGAGGUGCGGGAUGAGAAGGCGUCGCGGCCGAGGAGGCGGGUCAAGCUGACCGAGGUGUUCGACGACGACGACAACGACGAGAUGGCGUCGGCUGCGGCGAGCGACCCACCCCGGCAAUCCCGCACGUCGCGUUUCCUGAAAGGAAUCCGGUCGCGGUCGAAGUCGGGCACCAGGAAGGAUGUGAAGGAGAAAGAUAAAGAUAAGGGGAAACCAUCAGCACCGAAGCACAAAUCCGCGAAGAAGUCGAAAUCUUCGCCGAACCUACGCGAAGAAGGGUCCUCCGUGCCGCUUCCAGAGCCCAUCAAGCUGAGUGCGAGCACGGCUUCGGGCGAGCGCAGGGCGCGGAAGAUCUCUUUGUUCUCGCGCAAGGAGCCCUCGCAGACUGCGGAGCUUCCCUCGCGGCCAUCCAUCUCCGACGAAGAGUGGCAGCAGAUCACGAUGACGGGAUCUGUCGCGGACUAUGACGACAACCCGUUCCUGGGCCACGACGGCAGCGGGAGUCCCCUCCCGCCGCUGCAGGCGAAACGCGACGGAGGACUGCACGGACGCAUCUCGAGGAUCGCGAGCACGUUCCGGUCGUCCACCCUGGGCCCCGCCAACACCACCCUAGACACGUCCGUCUCGGCCGGCGCGACGCCGCGCUCGAGCCCCCGCCCGAGCGUCACGCUGUCCGCGUCCCCGCGCCCAAGCGCCGACUCGGCGAAGCGCAGUCUGCGGCGCACCAGCGGCACCGUCGUGUCCGAGGCGGGCUCCGCCCUGGGCGUGCGCGUGGUCCAGUCCCCGCUGCGCAGUCGGCCUCGGGGGGACACUGCUGAUGAUGACGACGAAGACGCCGGGUCGAUGACGCAUUCGAACGCGUCGACGAGCACGCUGCAAGCUGUGCCGGCGCCCUCGUCUGGCUCGGAGGAGGGAGAGCCGGCUGGCAUGCCGCCCCCGCUAGACAAGGAGGAGGACUUUGCGCUGGAGACGACGUCCCAGAUCGACCAUGUGCGCACCCACCUUUCUGAUAUCACCGAGGGAGAUGGUUCGGAGGCUUCGCAGAGCCAGAGGAACUCGCGCGUCUCGACGGAGGAGACGGUCACUGCCGUGGAUGAUGAUGAUAGGAUCAAGUUAGAGCAUCGAUGAUCGUAGGGGUGCUUGUGAUUUUCUUUUGGACUUUCGGAUUCUGGUUUUCGGCUCACGUAGUUGCGUCCCUGUAUGUAUGCUCCGCUUAUUUGUAGUCCUUACAGCCCUGUUUAAUAACAAUAGAGCCUCGUCGUCCCUACCAUGCAAUAGUAUCAGAGACACUUACAU